Athene cunicularia (burrowing owl) is the source of this 2936-nucleotide messenger RNA. It is a transcript of the gene GCH1, whose product is annotated as GTP cyclohydrolase 1. Gene Ontology annotation, molecular function: zinc ion binding; GTP cyclohydrolase I activity; GTP binding. Gene Ontology annotation, biological process: tetrahydrobiopterin biosynthetic process; tetrahydrofolate biosynthetic process. The record is from RefSeq and is a predicted model, not a curated record. The transcript is spliced from 7 exons. The coding region runs from base 1 to 660 and encodes 219 amino acids. Gene Ontology annotation, cellular component: cytoplasm. Lineage: Eukaryota; Metazoa; Chordata; Aves; Strigiformes; Strigidae.
AUGGGCCUGGGGCAGAAAGGGCUGUUGGCAAAGAUGACCUGUGCUCCAUCUCCUACAUUUGCCUCCAAAGUAGACAGGCCCCGCAGCGAGGAGGACAACGAGCUGAGCCUGCCCAGCCUGGCGGCCGCAUACACCACCAUCCUGCGCUCGCUGGGCGAGGACCCCGAGCGGCAGGGGCUGCUGAAGACGCCCUGGAGGGCGGCCACCGCCAUGCAGUUCUUCACCAAGGGCUACCAGGAGACCAUCUCGGAUGUUCUGAAUGACGCCAUCUUUGAUGAAGAUCAUGAUGAGAUGGUAAUUGUGAAGGACAUAGACAUGUUCUCAUUGUGUGAGCAUCACCUCGUUCCAUUUGUUGGAAAGGUACAUAUUGGCUACCUUCCUAACAAACAAGUACUCGGCCUCAGCAAGCUUGCUAGGAUCGUGGAAAUAUACAGUAGAAGAUUACAAGUCCAGGAGCGCCUUACCAAACAAAUCGCCAUAGCCAUCACAGAAGCCUUACAGCCCGCUGGCGUGGGAGUGGUUAUUGAAGCGACGCAUAUGUGUAUGGUCAUGCGUGGGGUACAGAAAAUGAACAGUAAAACAGUAACCAGCACAAUGUUGGGGGUAUUCCGGGAAGAUCCAAAGACCCGUGAAGAAUUCUUGACACUCAUCAGGAGCUGAAACUGUGUUCUUCUUUCUCUAAAUGCACUCUGGAGAUUGUUCUGUCCACUGUCACUGUCUGUUCUUACUUGUUCCUACAUCCUACCUUUAAACUAAGUCGUUGUGAAUUGUCGUCAUAAUCUUUGUGAGAUGAAGUCUUUGUGCAGUAAAAGACUUCUGAUGGCAAAUGACAAAUGUAAUGAUGAGUUAGGUUCCUCUUGGAUUUCCAGUGAUGCCGACAUCACAGAAUCAUAAACUAUGGAUAGGGUUUUGGAGAUGGUUUUUCUGUCUGUGAUGCAGAACAUAACUGUUACUAGGAGAAAAGUGGGGCUUGGGAGUGAAAUGGAUAUUUAUGAAAUGGUUACGUUUGUUAGAGUAAAUAUGGAGCAGCACAGGAAACAAAUGAAAGGCUGUGGAUCCUUGUAGGACCACUUACACUGCAAAUACUGUACCUCUGCUGAAAAGGAUGGUCCGGAAUUAUCUCUGACUAUAUUUUAUUACAAGUCCUGUAGUGGUCGUUUCAGUAUCUGGAUGUGUGUGUUAUACCUCUUUGAGAUGUUACUUCUGGUGGUGUUUUUACAUUCUUGCUAGUAUUAACCCUCCUUUUUUGUGUAUUUCUUUUUUGUUUGAGAAACUGAAAACACAUUUUUUCCUAGCCUCUUACCAUGCAGGGAAUUAACUUCUGAAUUAUUUGGGGCACAGUCUUAUCUCAAUAUAAAGGGUUUUAUGCACCUUCUUCUCUGUGCCUCAGAAUGUCUGACCACUUUAACUGUCAGUUUCUUACUAUUUUUAAGCAAACGUUAACAGGGGGAGGAAAAAAACCCCAGAGUCUGUCUGCAAAGUGCUAAGAUAUCCAAAGAGGUUUUUAGUAAUAUUUAUAUCUUGAGCUUUCUGUAAUGGAUUUCCAUGGGUUAGACUGAGAAGCUAACACUAGUCUGAUGAUCUGAAAAUGAAGAUUUCUCUUUAAGCAUUUCAAGAUUUUCAUCUUAUAAACGUUGGACCAAAGGUGGGCGCUGAAAUCCUCAACACAGCACAUUGUACCUCUCCUGCCUGAUGGCAGGUCAUUCCAGGGCAAAGUAACCUGAAAUGACAACGACUUAUUUCGUAAGAGUGAUUGAGAAAAGCAUUUCCAGGGCCGUCAAAAUGAAUCAGACCACAUUUUCCUGUGUAUGUGGCAACCUCUGUAUGUGGCAGUAUUGGUACAAAAAGUCUCAGUCAGCUGGACUUGGCUGAACUUCUUACACUUUGUUACAAUUUUAAUGGCUGUUUUGUAACUCUUAAUUGGGAAAACAUGAGGCACAAAUGAAAACCUCCCUUCUCAAACCAAGCACAGGAGGCAAAAGUUAAAAAUUAAAAUGUCAGCCAGGGUUGUCAGAUGCCCACAGUACAGGUUCCCACAGUCAUAUCUUCUUUGCUGAAUAUGACUCCAAGAUGUCCCGUACGCUGACCUAAAAGGCAGUUCCUGGUCUGGCAAACUCCAUCUUACCAACAUUCCUGUCUCUGGCUUCAACCCACGUUGGAAACAAAAUGAAAAUCAUGUCCAGUCAAAUUGCCAUUGGGCCUAAAGAACUUGCAAGAACAACCACCUCGUGGGUUUAAUUACAUUCAUUUUGCCUUGAUGACCUUCACAGCUUUGUUGGAAAAGUCUUUUAUAAUAUCCUCUGCCCUGGAUUCUGUAGAGUUAGGCGCUAUAAAAGCGUUUGUCUGUUAGCGUGAACAAGCAGUGUGUUGCAUAUUUACAAAAUACUAACUCUACGGCAUUUGUUUUCUUAGAUGAUUGAGAGCAGAUAUUGCCACUUUUCAGGAUAUGUUUCAAAUAUCCACCUGAAAAGCCUUAAAUCUUUCUUGCCUGAAGUCUAGAGGAAAACUUCUCUUUUUAGCUUCACAAGUGGAAGGAGAACUUGAGAACCAAAGGGGUACAUGCUAGUACAUUCAUUUCUCUUCGCUUGCUUUAGUUUGGAAAUUAAGUCUCUGUAAAACUCUGUCUCGCUCCUGAGGUAAUGAAAAGUUUGUGUUUUAACCACUUAUCUCCCUUCAGGAUAAAGUUCACCUUGCGCCACCACUGUGUGUUGUUUCCAUCUGACCUGUAGUCCUUAAAACAUACCCCUCUAUACUUGUGGCCUUGGAUUUUGUUCACGUUUUUGUUGUUGUAAGACUUGGUGCAUUUUUUGGAGCAUUAGUAUUGUUCAAAUACACAAGCUUUAACUACACCCAGUGUGUGUAUAUACGUAUAGUACGUACAGCCCGCUGUUGUACCACGUAAAAGUCCGUUGUCUCUACAACAUUAAAGCACAGUA